This is a messenger RNA of Monoraphidium neglectum, 549 nucleotides long. RefSeq lists its product as hypothetical. The annotation marks the transcript as partial. Gene Ontology annotation, molecular function: RNA binding; ATP binding. NCBI's taxonomy places the organism in Eukaryota, Viridiplantae, Chlorophyta, Chlorophyceae, Sphaeropleales, Selenastraceae. Gene Ontology annotation, cellular component: intracellular anatomical structure. The transcript is spliced from 6 exons. The record is from RefSeq and is a predicted model, not a curated record.
AUGGCGGAGGAGGCGACGAGAUCAGCCGAGGCUCCGGUGCUCCCCAUCCGGCUGUAUGCAGAGGACAUACGCAAGGCCGUUGCUGCCAAUGACGUUGUGGUGGUCAUCGGAGAAACGGGCUCGGGCAAAACAACUCAGCUGUCUCAGAUCCUUUUAGAAGCCGGCAUGGCGAAGGACGGCCUGAUAGGUGUCACCCAGCCACGCCGCGUGGCCGCGGUGACGGUGGCGCGGCGCGUGGCAGAGGAGCGGGGCGUCCAGGUCGGCGGCGAGGUCGGUUACGCUGUGCGCUUCGAGGACAGGAGCUCAGGGGCCACCCGCAUCAAGUACCUGACGGAUGGCACCCUGAUGCGCGAAUGCCUGGAGGACCCCAUGCUCAGCAGAUAUGAGGUCAUCAUCCUGGAUGAGGCUCAUGAGCGCUCCCUCAACACAGACAUCCUUUUCGGCCUCCUCAAGAAGCUCGUCACCGUCAGGGAGCGCCCCCUAAAGCUGGUGGUGACGUCAGCAACUCUGGACGGCGACAAGUUCUCCGCCUACUUCGGUGACUGCCCG